AUGGCAGCAUCUGGGAUGCGCGUGCUGGUGCUGGCAGCGCUGGCGGUGGGGCUGCUGGCGGCGGCGGUGAGUGGAGCGCGGGACGCGAUGAAGGUAGCCAGGGGCCUGGUCCCCACGGACGGUGGGGGCGGUGGGGUGGCUGGCGGGGCGGCGGCGGGGCAGCAGAGGAAGGGCGCGCGCAUUCUGGCGGCUGAGACCUUUGCUCACCACGCCCCUCUGCCCGACUACCUCGACCACAUCCCCCGCCGCCAGGCCCUCGCCACCAGUACGCGCUGCCACUCCCUCCUCUCCCUCUCUUCCCUGUCUUGGAUCCUUAGGCUGCUGUUCCUUUCUUCUCACAGCGCGUUCCUGCUCCCCUUGCCUCUCAUUUCUCUGUUCUCCUUGCCUCUGAUUCCCUCUCACUUCUCUGCUCUCCUUGCCUCUUAUUUCUCUGCUCCCCUUGCCUCUCAUUUCUCUUAUCUCCUUGUCUCCUUUAUCUUUGCUCGCUUCCCUCUCAUUUCUGCUCGCCUUGGCUCUCGUUUCUUUGCCCCCCUUUGCUCCCAUUUCUCUGCUUUCCAUGGCUCUCAUUUCUCUGCUCCCCUUUGCUCUCAUUUCGCUGCUCACUUUGGCUCUCAGUUCUCUGCUCCCCUUACCUCUCAUUCCGCAUGCGGGCGCACGACGGUGACGAUCCGCUCGCAGUACCUGGGGCCGUACGACCUGCACAACGACAUCUACAAUAUGACCUUCUACAACGGCUGCGCCUACAACUUGGCGGAGGGAGGAGGAGGUGGUGGGGAAAGUUCCGGAGAGGGUAUCUGCAUGCAAUGCAAGCAUUCGCUGCUGCUGUCGAUUGUCCGAGCCACGCCUCGCCUCAAAAAGGCUACUGCGACCAUCGCAGCCGACCUGGCCUCACAAGCAGCCGACCUGGCCUCACAAGCAGCCGACCUGGCCUCACAAGCAGCCGACCUGGCCUCACAAGCAGCCGACCUGGCCUCACAAGCAGCCGACCUGGCCUCACAAGCACCACUCCUUCCUCAGACCCGUCCAUCCUCUUUCCCUCUGUUAUGGUGA
Molecule: messenger RNA, 1050 nt
Organism: Closterium sp. Naga37s-1
Lineage: Eukaryota; Viridiplantae; Streptophyta; Zygnematophyceae; Desmidiales; Closteriaceae
Source: the annotation of a GenBank genome assembly